This is a messenger RNA of Plodia interpunctella (Indianmeal moth), 1640 nucleotides long. RefSeq names its product collagen alpha-1(I) chain-like. Bases 211 to 1290 code for a protein of 359 amino acids. The record is from RefSeq and is a predicted model, not a curated record. NCBI's taxonomy places the organism in Eukaryota, Metazoa, Arthropoda, Insecta, Lepidoptera, Pyralidae. The transcript has 9 exons.
GGCCCCGCCAUCAUUCACUCACACACAGCCCGCCAUUUUGAUCUAAACUAAAGAGCGUGGGAUAAUUGAUGUGUCUGCUUACCUAUAAUUUUAUUCAUAGUAAAACAUAUACUUUAAUUAGAUCUGAGUUACUAUAAAUCUACAGUAUUAUUCAUAAUCCAUUCUUGUGGCGCUCUUAAUUUUAUCAUACCGUAAUUAUUAGGUAAAAUUAUGGAUGGGCCACCGAACCGUGGGUUUCGCGGCGGAGGACGUGGUGGUCCUCCUGGCCUCAAUCAUAGAGGUCGAGGUGGAUUUGAUAUGCGUGGCCGUGGUGGUGGUCCAGGCAUGAGAGGUCGCGGCGGCCCACCAAGAGGCCUAGGUAGAGGAGGCCCACGUGGCUUUAGAGGAGGACCGAUGAGAGGCGGAGGCGGUGACAGAGGAGGCCGGGGAUUUCCACCAGGACCUCAAGGACCUGGACCUCAUCCUGUACCUACAAUAGAAUCAAGGGGAGGACCGCCUCAAAGAGGUGGUUUCAAUAAUCGUGGAGGUCUUGGAGGUAUGCGAGGGAGAGUUGGUAGAAGCAGAGGAGACUUUGGUCAACGUGGUGAUAGAGGUGGCGGUCGAGGAGGAAUGCCUAUGAGAGGUCGCGGUGGUCGUGGUCAUGGGCCGCCAAGCGGCGGACUCCCGGGCGGCCCUGGUUUGCCGGGUCCCGGGCCGACGGGAGCGCCCGGUGGGCCCCGCCCGGCACCUCCUGUGCCGGCGCCUGGAGCCCCAUCUGCGCACCCAGCUGUCGGCUUCAAAAGGGGCGGAGCUCCUCAUGGUGGCCCUGGAGGCCCACCUAAGCGAGGAAGGUUUGAUGGCCCAAGAGGCGGAAGUGGGCGGCCUCCACCAUCAGGAUACCAGCAAGCUCCGCCCCCACAUGGCUCUCUUGCGCCGGCCAAUGGGUAUGGACCACCUUCACAUACAGGCUACCAACCAUAUGAACAACCAGCAGCGGAUGCCUAUGCUCAGCCAUCUUAUAGCACACCCAGUUCAUAUCAAGGAAAUAACUAUGCAGCUCCAGCUGCUCAAGGGAAUGCUGGUUAUAACUCCAGUGGCUAUGGUUCAAAUUAUGGUUAUUCAACAAGUGGACAAGGAGGCUAUGAAAACGACAGUUAUGGUGCCCAUGGCGGCGCAGGGGAUGCGGGUUAUGGUGCUGCGGAACCCGCGUACGGCGGUUCGGCCCCCGCCUACGACUCUUACUCACAACCUUCCUACAACUCAUACCAGCAGCCACAACAGCAAUACAAUAACAGUUAUGGCAGUUGGUGAUCUGUUUGAAUAUAACAGAAUAUAAGCGUCCAUACCACACACAAAAUAUAAUAGCUGGGAAGCAUUUGGAUAUUUAAUAAAAAUUAGUAUGUAACUUAGGAAAUUUUAAUAAUUCUCUCACUAAGUUUAGGGAGUUUGACUUUAUUUUUAUGACAUGCAUUUGGUCGAUAUUUAAAUUAUUUUAAAAAAAUUAUGUGGUUCCUUUACAUUUAACUUAAAAAUUUCAUUUUACUCAUGGACUCAAGUGUAUUAACUUACAUAUGCAUACUAGUUUAAACGUCACUGUAUGGUAAAAUAAUACCAUGUUUUAGAAAUAAGGAUCCAAUUCGUAAUAAAAUUAUGAAAGACUU